This is a messenger RNA of Gavialis gangeticus (Gharial), 2124 nucleotides long. RefSeq names its product Bardet-Biedl syndrome 4 (gene BBS4). The record is from RefSeq and is a predicted model, not a curated record. The transcript has 17 exons. Bases 42 to 1616 code for a protein of 524 amino acids. Gene Ontology annotation, biological process: protein localization to cilium; cilium assembly. Gene Ontology annotation, cellular component: ciliary basal body. Gene Ontology annotation, molecular function: protein binding. NCBI's taxonomy places the organism in Eukaryota, Metazoa, Chordata, Crocodylia, Gavialidae.
CGCCCUGGCAACGGACAACUUCCCCCUCCGACCGGGCCGCGAUGGCGGGGCCGGGCGCCCAGCUGGUUUCUUCAUUUCCAGUGGCUAAAGAACCCCAGAAACCUCGACCCAAAAAAGUGCCAGAGCUGCCAAUCUUGGAAAGAAGGAACUGGCUGAUCCACCUGCACUAUGUCCGCAAAGACUAUGACGCAUGUAAGAUGAUUAUCAAAGAACAACUCCAGGAGAGUCAUGGAAUGUGUGAAUAUGCAGUCUACGUUCAAGCUUUGAUAUUUCGCCUGGAAGGGAAAAUCCAGGAAUCUCUAGAACUCUUCCAGACGUGUUCCAUUCUGAAUCCUCAAAGUGCUGACAACCUCAAGCAGGUGGCACGAUCACUGUUUCUUUUGGGGAAACACAAAGCAGCCAUUGAAGUGUACAAUGAAGCAGCUAAACUGAAUGAAAAGGACUGGGAGAUCAGCCACAAUCUGGGUGUGUGCUACAUGUACCUGAAGCAUUUCAACAAGGCACGAGACCAGCUGAACAAAGCCCUGCAGCUGAACAGACAUGAUCUGACAUACAUAAUGCUGGGAAAAAUUCACCUUCUGGAAGGGGAGACUGACAAAGCCAUAGAAGUCUAUAAGACAGCAGUGGAGUUUUCUCCAGAAAACACGGAGCUCCUUACAACAUUGGGGUUGCUGUAUUUGCAGCUUGGGGCUUAUCAGAAAGCAUUUGAACAUCUUGGAAAUGCACUUACAUAUGAUCCCAGCAACUAUAAGGCUAUCUUGGCAGCAGGCAGUAUGAUGCAGACCCAUGGAGACUUUGACGUAGCCCUUACCAAGUACAGAGUUGUAGCCUGUGCUGUGCCUGAAAGCCCCCCGCUAUGGAACAACAUUGGAAUGUGCUUCUUUGGCAAGAAGAAAUAUGUGGCAGCAAUCAGUUGCCUGAAGCGUGCUAACUACUUGGCUCCCUUUGAUUGGAAGAUUCUGUACAACUUGGGGUUGGUCCACCUGACAAUGCAGCAGUAUGCAUCUGCUUUCCACUUCCUAAGUGCUGCCAUCAACUUCCAGCCCAAGAUGGGGGAGCUCUACAUGUUGUUGGCAGUUGCUCUGACAAACCUUGAAGAUACUGAGAAUGCAAAGCGAUCCUAUGAGCAAGCCGUAGCAUUGGACCAGUGCAAUCCCCUGAUCAAUCUGAACUAUGCUGUUCUGCUGUAUAAUCAGGGGGAUAAGAAGGGAGCACUCUGCCAGUACCAGGAAAUGGAGAAGAAGGUCAAUGUACUGAAGGAGACCAGCACUCUGGACUUUGACCCUGAGAUGGUGGACAUGGCCCAGAAGAUGGGAGCUGCUCUGCAGGUGGGGGAGAGUCUGGUCUGGGCUAAACCUAUUAAAGAUUCCAAAGCAAAGCAGCGAGCUGCAUCUGGCAAACCCUCCAGCACUCAGCAGCCUUUGGGCUCUAACCAAGCCCUGGGCCAAGCUAUGUCUUCAGCAGCUGGGUAUGGGAAGACUAUUCAGCUUUCUUCAGGUGUUGGAAUAUCAGCUCCGCUGGCCAAGCCCCCUUCACUGCCUCUGGAACCUGAACCAGGCUCAGAAACGGGCCCUGAAGAGACUACAGAGCCCCAAGAGCGAAGAAAAGAGAAGUGACACAGUGAGGAUCAGUCCCCUCUAGGAACUGAGCCUGGAGCCUCGUCAACAGCCGAGGAAGCUCUGCCACCUCCCUGUAGCAAGGUCAGUGGUAGAAAUGGGGGAUGGGGAGGAUGAUGAAGUGCAGAAAGCAAGUGGCAGCCAGGUCAGUCUGUGGGCUGCCAGCCUAGAACAAAGCUUUUGUGCCUGAUGGAGGGCCUCAGCCAAGUCCUCUGUUCAGUAGAGAUGAGGCUAUAGGCUCCUGAGCACUGGUGCAGUCGAGUUGUUCACAGUCAGUGCACAAGUUUAAUUAAGUCACACCUCUCUUCCACCUUUUGUGAAAAACCAUUUGCAAUACCCUUCCCUUGGGCAGCUAGCUGAAAGGAACCUGCAGCCUGUGCUCAGUGCUGAGCCCCUAGUCAGGCUGAAACCAUCAUACAGUGAUGCCUGUCCUGCAAGGUGGGAGGGGAUAGAGACACCUUCUCUCUAUGUGACUCUUUGGCAAGGAGCAAGGGAAAGGAGAAUAGGC